UAAGCAUUUGGUGACCUUGAUGAAACAAAUGUGGAUCGACACAAAUUGUGAACUUUCAACCUGAAUUUUAUCGAUGAAACUUAUGUGUCAACGCGACACAAACACGUGAUCUGAAUCUGUAAAUGCGGAUAGAUGACAUAUGAGGCUACCACUUCGAAUGAGCGUAGAUCGAAAUCUACGUCGCCUCCGAAACCUGCAGUCAAUCCUGCGGGUGGGGGAUGGUCAAGUUCUCAGGAUCGAACCAUGCAGAGCGUGCUCAAAGUCACCUGAAGGUACCAACUCUGUUAGCAUUGGUGGCAUCAACAUCAAGAUAACAAAGCCAAAGAAUCCAGAAUGUGUACCAAAAAACUAUUUGCCAGAGAAAGUACCACAGUCAGUUUUAAGACACUUGAAAUGGAUCAUGCAAAAGGAUUUGCUAGGACAGGAUGUCUUUCUGAUUGGAUCUCCGGGACCAUUGAGAAGACAGUUAGCAAUGAUGUACUUGGAAUUGACAAAGAGGGAAGGGGAGUUUGUGUCAUUGUCAAGAGACACAACAGAAGCAGAUCUCAAGCAGCGGAGAGAAAUACGCUCUGGUAGCGCUUUCUAUCUUGAUCAGUCAGCAGUAAGAGCAGCAGUGAGUGGUCACAUACUGAUACUGGAGGGUAUAGAGAAGGCAGAGAGAAAUGUUUUACCUAUUCUCAACAAUCUGUUGGAGAACCGUGAGAUGCAGCUGGAGGAUGGGCGCUUUCUUGUGGCUGCUGAUAGAUACGAUAAAUUACUGCAGGACCAUACUAAAGAAGAGUUAGAUGACUUGAAACUAGUCAGAGUAGAUGAGAGAUUUAGAGUUAUUGCCCUUGGUUUGCCAGUACCUCGUUACCAAGGCAACCCUCUAGAUCCACCGUUAAGGUCAAGGUUUCAGGCAAGAGAUGUUAACCAGCUGCCAUUCAACGAGGAAUUGGAACUGCUUCAGGAGUCUGCCCCAAAUGUCAGAUCUGAUAGAUUGGCACACAUGUUGAUGUUUGCUUCCACUUUGGUGUCAAAAGAAUCUACCUCACUUGGACUCCCUGAUUUCCCAGUUGCAAAUUUACAGGACCUGGCAAAAAUCCUGAAUGUUAUGCCAGAAACCAGUCUACAUACAUUGAUACAGAGACUGUAUCCAUACAAAGCUAUGAUGGGCAAAGAAGGACAAACUGCAGUUACUGAUGCAUUAGCUAAAUUUGAUAUACCUAUCUCUAAAGUAGAACAGAGUCAUUUAGUCUCUGUAGAAAGAUUGAAAGAAGGAGCCAAUGUUUCAUUGAAGACUGGGAGGAAAACAGACAAUUUUAAGGUAGAAUCAGGCAGUCUUGACAUUGGUCAGUCUGGCAGUCACCAGUUCAUUCAGACCAGUUACCAUGAUGGCCUCCUUGCAGAAAUGUUGCAGUCACAUCUUGUAAAAGACUUCUGUGUUAUAGGAGCUAGGGGUUGUGGAAAAUCAGCAGUUAUAAAGAGAUUUGCCAGUCUGCUUGGAUACCAUAUUGAGCCUAUUAUGUUAUAUCAGGAUAUGACAUCACGUGACCUGUUACAACAGAGAACAACCUUAUCUAAUGGAGAUACCGCAUGGAGAUUGUCUCCCCUGGUCACAGCAGCACUAGAGGGCAGUUUGGCAGUGCUGGAUGGAGUACAUAGAAUUAAUGCAGGCUCUUUCUCCGUCUUACAGAGACUAGUACAUGAUCGUGAGCUCCAGUUAUUUGAUGGUACAAGGUUGCUUGGGAAAGAGAGAUAUGAUGCCAUUAAAGCGGAACAUGACUUAACGGAUGCUGAAAUGGCUGAGAGACAUAUUCUAAGUAUACACCCAGGAUUUAGAAUUCUUGCUCUAGCCGAGCCCCCAGUGGUCGGCAGUAGUAACCAGCAGUGGCUCAGUCCAGAAAUUUUGACCAUGUUCCUCUACCACAAUAUGCGACCUUUGACCCAGAAUGAAGAACAAGCUGUCAUCUCCCAGCUGGUACCACAUUGUCCAGAUCUUACAAAGCUGCUGCAGUUCUCACAUCAACUCAGAAAUUCUAAUGAUCCUACAGUGUCUUCUAUAGCAUCCUCUUUGUCAACCAGACAGUUGAUCCGAGUUGCGAAACGCUUGGCUAGCUUUCCAUCUGAAGAUCUGUAUGGUGUUAUACAGAAAGCAUGUUUAGCUAGAUUUUUACCUCGUCUUGCAAAGUCGGCAUUAGAACAAGCUUUAGAAGAAUCGGGUAUAAUUAAAAUCAGCUCUGAACAACACUCUGUAGACGGCAUAGAGAAAUCUAUAACCUGUGAAAUAAAGGAUAACAAGUUACGGAUAGGCAAUACAGAAGUUGAUGUAUAUAACCCCGGAAACAGAACUAAAGUUCCUGAUGUACUGUUCUAUGAAAAUGCACAGCAUUUAUCAGUAAUGGAGGACAUGGUAAAAGAUUUUAUACUUGGAGAACAACUACUGCUGGUCGGUAACCAAGGUGUUGGCAAGAAUAAGAUUGUUGAUAGAUUCCUACAUCUUCUCAACAGACCUAGAGAAUAUAUACAGUUACAUAGAGAUACCACAGUACAGACACUCACCUUGCAGCCCACUGUUCAAGAUGGUGUCAUCAUUUAUGAAGAUUCUCCUCUAGUGAGGGCAGUUAAACUUGGUCAUGUGUUAGUUGUAGAUGAGGCAGACAAGGCCCCGACAAAUGUGACCUGUAUAUUGAAAACAUUGGUAGAGAGCGGGGAAAUGCAUCUAGCUGAUGGCAGAAGAAUAGUUGCAGCCAACUCUGGUAUGAAACCAUCAGACCAGGUGAUAGUGUCCCAUCCAGAUUUCAGAAUGAUUGUACUUGCAAACAGACCAGGCUUUCCUUUCCUUGGAAAUGAUUUCUUUGGUGCUAUGGGUGAUAUAUUUAGUUGCCAUGCAAUAGACAAUCCUGACAAAGCCUCGGAAAUGUCGAUGUUGCGCCAGUAUGGACCCGACGUUCCAGAAGCCAUACUUGAGAAACUUGUGCUAUCAUUUGGAGAGUUGAGAGAUAUGGCAGACCAGGGUCUUAUAGCCUACCCUUACUCCACCAGAGAAGUUGUUAACAUGGUUAAACAUCUGCAGAAAUACCCAAAUGAAGGCCUUACAUCUGUGAUAAAGAAUGUGUUUGACUUUGACUCGUAUAACUCUGAAUUGCAAGAAGUCCUUAUUACAACUAUGCAAAAACAUGGGAUUCCUUUAGGGGCCAGCGCGGACAGUGUUCAACUUGCCAAGGAAUUCCCUCUGCCUGACUUUGAGUUGGCUGGUCAGUGGAAUAUACAGCGUCAGGGCGGGAGGAGAAAAACUGCUGUAAUGGCCUUACCUGUACAGACAAGAAAACUGGGACUGAAAGGCCCAGUAACUGUGCGUGUAGAAUCAAUGCCUAUAGAUAGAACUGAAGCACGCUCGGAUAAGUUCACGGAGCAACAAGCAUUUUGGAACGUCCCCCUUCAUGAAACAAACAUCAUUUGUGAUAUAGCUGUUACAAAAGCAAUUAACAGGAGUCCAGGCCACACCACUUCAGACAUUAUACAUAUCGGAACUGCUAAUCCUGUAGGACUGUACUCAAUGAACCCACGUACUAUGACUGCAAACUUUAUCGACAUGUAUGAUGUUUUCCCGAUGAUAAGUGGCUCAUUCAGACCAUAUGUCAAACUGUACCCCCUUGGAGCCCCACUAGAUGAUAAUGUCAUCCUCCAUGAAGAAGUGACAAAUACAGUGCUGAAUGUGAACUUUGAGACAGGGGAGAUAUCUCGUAUUGUGAUAGACAGUUUACCUCAGACAGCACCAGACCGUAGUAGAUUUGUAUCAGCAGCAGCAACCAAGUCUAGUCCAUACAGACUGUGCUCAAGUAAUGUUCCAGAUCCCUAUGGUACAGUUGUCUUCUUUGAGAAAAAUGGAGACUUUCUGGAGAUAAUGAGUUUGUUAGAGGGUAUCUCUCACAAUGUAUCUUUACCAAUGCAUGUGGAUGACGUGCACCAGAUUGGCUUAAACCAGUGGAUACUGACUGAGGCCAAAACUAACAAGAAAUAUAUGAUAGUUAGGGAUGGAAUUGAAGACUUCAAGUUAAACACUAUCAUUGAAGAAGGAGGUGCUGGUGCUUAUGUGCAGAAGUGUUCUACAGUACCUAUGUCUGAUAGUGUUCUAUCUGCCACACUUGGAGAGAAAGUAUCCUCACCAAACAGAGUGCUGGUCACUCCAGAUUCCUAUGGUAGUGUACUGAAGGGAUUUCCAGAUCUGAGUCAGGCAGAUAUAUACAAAAGUCCAAGAGAACCAUUGAAAAAUGAACAACCCAGUUCAGGGGACCAGCUGCUUGGAUUUACACGGAAACAAGACAAACAAAGCCAGGCACCAUCCAUAGUGUAUCUUCCAGGUUGUGGCCAGGUUGUCAGGACAAUACCUACAUGGAAAGCACCAGAAGGUGUUCUACCUAAAGACAAGCGCCCUUACCUAAGUGGUUUGUUAGAAGUGUCAGAUUUAGCCAAUCACAAACUACGAUACAUACUGGUUCCUGGAGCUACAAGACAAUCACCCUAUGCAUCCUGGUUAUUCAAUAUUUCUGACACAAGUAUACUGAUGGCGGAAACCAGUAACGAUGGUUUGGUUACCGUAGAUGUAGGUGGAUGUGUGCGAUUGUGGGAGACUUCAGUCAUUAACCUUGAAAGGUCAAUGGCAGAAUGGAAGAAUAUGAUUGGCUGGCAGGAUACAAGACCUCUACAGGUAACCUAUGACAGAGAAAGUGGUCGCACGGCUGACGAUCCUAAACAUGGAAAAGUUGACUCGAAAAAUGAACCUCAUGUUGGUGGCAAUACAUGGGCAGGUGGCACUGGUGGUAGUAAUACAGCUGGGCUAGGAGGUAUUGGAGGACCAUACAGACUGGAUGCUGGUCACAAUGUAGCUCAGGUAGCACAGUGGGAGAAAGAUAAUGUACCGGAACAUGUACGUAAAGCUGCUAGAGAGAUGGCACAAAAAGCUUUCAAAGAAAGGUUGAAGGAAAUUCAAAUGAGUGAAUAUGAUGCUGAAAAUUAUGAGAAUUUUGCUGGCCACGUACGAAGACAAGUUCAAUCACUGAGGGUCAUCAUAGACAGCCUGCAGGCAAAGAGUAAAGAGCGCCAGUGGUUGAAGAACCAGACAUACGGGGAUUUAGAUGAUGCUAAACUGAUUGAUGGCCUCACCGGGGAGAAAACUGUGUAUAAAAGACGCGGUGAAAAAGAACCAGAGAUGGGAGCUAAGCAAGAACUACCAAAGAAGUUACGAUUAUUGAUGGAUGUAUCGGGAAGUAUGUACAGAUUUAAUGGCCAUGAUGGAAGGUUAGAGAGAGAGAUGGAAACUGCUAUAAUGGCUAUGGAGGCUUUAGAAGGAUAUGAGGACAAAAUCAAGUUUGACAUAGUUGGCCACUCCGGUGAAGAUCAUAAAGUUGAGCUCUCCAGUUUCGAGAAACCACCAAAGAAUAACAAAGAAAGAUUGAAGGUUGUCAAGACAAUGCAUGCACAUUCACAGUUUUGUCUGAGUGGAGACACCACACUAGAAGCCACACGCUAUGCUAUUAACACAUUAGCUAAGGAAGAAGCUGACGAAAGGUUCCUCAUAAUUCUAAGUGAUGCCAAUUUUGACCGUUACGGCAUCUCUCCCGCCAAGUUUGGUCAGAUACUGCGAAGUGAUGAAAAUGUGAAUGCCUAUGCAAUUUUUAUAGGCUCUCUGGGUGAUCAAGCUCUUAGGUUACACAAACAAUUACCAAUGGGUCACGCCUUUAUCUGCCUUGAUACGAAAAACUUGCCACAGAUAUUGCAGCAGAUCUUUACUUCUACCAUGCUGUCAAAGUAAAUAUAAAUUUAUGCAUCACAAGGACCUGUGUGAAAUAUGAUACAAAAAUGUCUUAGACAAGUCCCUUUGGUUAUGAAGGCCUGUUUGUUUACUAGAGCCAACAUUAUCUUAUCUUGGCAAUCUUCUAGAACAUGCUGGAGCCAAGUAGCAACAACAUUUUAUCAUGGCAAUCUUCUAGAAUAUACUUGAGCCAAGUAAUAACAUCUUAUCGUGGCAAUCUUCUAGAACAUGCUGGAGCCAAGUUGCAACAUCAUCUUAUCAUGGCAAUCUUCUAGAACAUACUGGAGCCAAGUAGCAACAGCAUCUUAUAGCAAUCUUCUAGAACAGGCUGGAGCCAAGUAGCAACAACAUCUUAUCAUGGCAAUCUUCUAGAACAUGCAACAUCAUCUUAUCAUGGCAAUCUUCUAGAACAUGCUGGAGCCAAGUAGCAACAUCAUCUUAUCUUGGCAAUCUUCUAGAACAUGCUGGAGCCAAGUAGCAAUAUCAUCUUACCAUGGCAAUCUUCUAGAACAUGCUGGAGCCAAGUAGCAACAUCAUCUUAUUAUGACAAUCUUCUAGAACAUGCUGGAGCCAAGUAGCAACAUCAUCUUAUCAUGGCAAUCUUCUAGAACAUACUGGAGCCAAGUAGCAACAGCAUCUUAUGGCAAUCUUCUAGAACAUGCUGGAUGGAGCCAAGUAGCAACAACAUCUUAUC
Molecule: messenger RNA, 6488 nt
Organism: Mercenaria mercenaria
Lineage: Eukaryota; Metazoa; Mollusca; Bivalvia; Venerida; Veneridae
Product: von Willebrand factor A domain-containing protein 8-like
Exons: 44
Coding region: 140-5794 (1884 amino acids)
Cellular component (GO): cytoplasm
Molecular function (GO): ATP hydrolysis activity; ATP binding
Source: RefSeq, a predicted model, not a curated record